This is a messenger RNA of Symbiodinium sp. CCMP2592, 1440 nucleotides long. Lineage: Eukaryota; Dinophyceae; Suessiales; Symbiodiniaceae. The record is from the annotation of a GenBank genome assembly.
AUGUCUGUGCACCAUCAGGGUUUUGUGAUAGCGGCAGUCGUGCAGAGAUCAUUCAGGAAUGAUGUGAUUGUCAUUGACGAUGAAGCCGAGAGCAACAUUGCUGCCGCAGUGCUUUGCGUGAAUGUUGCGACGCACACAGGUGCUGAGCAGCUCUUUGACUUUCUGCGUCGGCGUGAAGUGUGUGGAGCAGUGGAUGUGCGAUUACGGCCCACUCGUGCCGCUGCGGCGUUGCGCCGUUUCGCAGUUUCACAGGGCCUUGACUGGGAGUGGCGGCCAGCGCUGGCUGCAACAGGAUCAACAGGGGCUGAGGCAGCAGAGCGUGCCGCAGUUUUGGUACGCCUGGCCAAAGCUGCGUGGACAAAAAACCCGAACGGAGGCAGGAAUAAAUUGCCCUGCGUGUUGUUUGAGGGUGAGGAUUGGCACAACUGCACUGCACGGAGGAGACUUGCCGACGAAUUGCGCCAAAGAGGUGUGGCUUUGCGGCAUGCCGGCAACACGCCGGAAGAGGACGAGCAGCCCUUGGAAGUGCCGAAGGAGCUCGUGGAAGCAGCUGCAAAGGCUGCCAAAGAUGCGGAAGCUGCCGCAGUGCCGCCAAUCCGCGAGCCUGAACCUCCACCGCUUUCAGACCCUCCGUCAGCUUCACAGGCCGCCCGCCCGGCCACGUGCCGUGGCCGGGCAAGCCGCAAACGCGGUGCAAGCGGGCCUGCCACUGUGUUCGAGGCCUUGGAGGAGGCCGCGGAGCUCUUUGUUGGUCUCCGGCAUGCAAGAGCCGAGCGACUCAUGGUGGACAGGAAGCUCUGCAACACGGCAACGGCGUUUCGCCUGUUUUACAUUAGCACUCACACGCUAGCAACAGCAGCUUUCACGGCUUGCCGUCUCACCCUUGGUGCCUGCAUGGGCCUGGCUGCGCAAGAAAUGGCAGCGGAGGAGCAAUGCGUUCGGUCCUUCCUGUCAGGCGAUCUGCUCUUCGGAAGCUCUUUCUGGCGCUCGCUGCAGCAGGCAGGCCUCUCCAUGCUGGUGUACCAGCGGCUCAGGCGGGCGAUCCGCAUGAGCAGGCUUGUCGACGAGCAGCUCGAGAGGUGGACGAAGAAGGGGCCGGCCAAGGAGCCAGUGGUGGAAUGCGAGGUUCCGGUCGAGCAUGGCGCGACAGGGCAGGAUGUCGAUCUAGAUGUUGUGGAGGUCCCCGUGGGCCUUGCUUUUGAGUGCGAGCGAAUUAGGCAGCAGCUGCGCCAAAAGUUCGGCUGCGAGUCUGAUGCGGAGGUGGUCGAGGCGCUUCUGGGCCACUUCAAGGAGCGCGAGGGCAUGGUCCCCGAGGAGGAGGAGGCUUUGCUGCAGCUGCCUUGGAUAGACGUUGCUGCUCUGGCACAGCUCACGUAUUGGUACGACCGGCGGCCACGGGAAACCGAGGAGGUUCAGGACGUUCCCAAGGAGGCGAGCUAG